GGUAGCAAGAGUGAUAAGACUAAAAUGCUCACCCAUAUUUCUAACCAAAAUAAAAAUUCACAAGUUUACUUGGCAGAUGGACUGCAAUUAGAGACCACUCCUAUAUCUUAUCAUGACCAUGUUCAAAGAGAGGAUUCACUAAAUGUAGACCUUCCUAUGAUCCCUUUGAUUUGGAUUCGACAUAGCACUAAUAACUUCUCAGAUUUCUGUAAAUUAGGAGAAGGUGGAUUUGGUCCAGUUUACAAGGGAAAUUUAGAAGAUGGAACAGAUAUUGCUGUCAAAAGACUCUCUAAAACAUCUGGUCAAGGUUUAGAGGAGUUCAAGAAUGAAGUAGUAUUCAUAGCUAAAUUGCAACAUAGGAACCUUGUGAGACUCUUGGGUUGCUGCUUUGAGGAAAAUGAAAAGCUUCUUAUAUAUGAGUACAUGCCAAAUUCUAGCCUUGACUCUCACCUGUUCAAUGAGGAAAAACGAAAGAAAAUAGAUUGGAAGUUACGAUUGAACAUUAUUAAUGGAAUUGCAAAAGGACUUCUAUACCUUCAUGAAGACUCCAGACUUAGAGUAAUCCAUAGAGAUCUGAAAGCCAGCAAUAUUCUUCUUGAUCAAGACAUGAAUCCUAAAAUAUCAGAUUUUGGACUAGCAAGGACAUUUGAAAAAGGCCAGAGUGAGGACAACACUAGAAGAGUUAUGGGCACCUAUGGAUACAUGGCUCCAGAAUAUGCUAUGGAAGGGUUAUAUUCAGUGAAAUCUGAUGUUUUCAGCUUUGGAGUUCUUUUAUUAGAAAUCAUUUGUGGAAAAAAGAAUAGUGGAUUCCAUCUUUCAGAACAUGGUCAAAGUCUUCUUGUUUAUAGUUGGAGACUUUGGUGUGAAGGAAAAAGUUUGGAAUUGUUAGAUCCAACACUUGAAAAGACAUACAUAGCCAAUGAAGCUAUGAAGUGCAUACACAUUGGUUUGUUAUGUGUACAGGAAGAUGCAGUAGAUAGACCAACCAUGUCCAUGGUUGUUGUCAUGCUUGCAAGUGACAGAAUGGCCCUUCCUAACCCUAACCAUCCUGCAUUUUCAGUUGGAAGAAAAACCAAGGAAGAAGAAUCAACAUCAAAAGCUUCCAAGGAUCCUUCUAUUAAUGAAGUAACAUUAUCAAAUAUUUUACCCAGGUAGUGGAUGUAAAUGGAUUUGAGCUCAUGAACUUUUAAU
Molecule: messenger RNA, 1191 nt
Organism: Gastrolobium bilobum
Lineage: Eukaryota; Viridiplantae; Streptophyta; Magnoliopsida; Fabales; Fabaceae
Product: receptor-like serine/threonine-protein kinase SD1-7
Exons: 5
Coding region: 25-1155 (376 amino acids)
Biological process (GO): protein phosphorylation
Molecular function (GO): ATP binding; protein serine/threonine kinase activity
Source: RefSeq, a predicted model, not a curated record